AUAAGACACGCCAUAAUCCAACAAAUUCCAGAAGAGUAUCUUAAUAAAUUAUUGUGAGAUUGAAGGAGGCAAAGCAAGCAAGUUGACAUCAAAUGAUGAUCAACGUGAUGAACUGCUAAAUAAUUUGUUGUUUCCCAUGCUGACACCAGCACUGUUCUAUAUUUUCAAAGAAUAAAACCCCUCAUUUCCAGUACCCAGAAUCACUAGAUUGUGAUUUGAUAGCUUAUUCUGAAACAAAAAUGGCGGAUACCAAAUGGGUAUUUGUCCUUCAAGUCCUGAUCGCCGCCGCUUUGGUGGGUACCCAUUUGGGCUAUGGUGUUCUCGGAGAACCCCUGGCUCAGCAGAAACUGGACAGGGUUCGGGAGCUGCCCGGGCAGAACUUUAACGUGAGCUUUGCGCACUAUGCUGGUUAUGUUACAGUCAAUGAGAAAUCAGGGAGAGCUCUCUUUUACUGGUUCUUUGAAGCAGUUGAUGAUUCUGAUUCUAAGCCUCUGAUUCUUUGGCUAAAUGGAGGGCCUGGAUGCUCAUCCAUUGCUUAUGGAGAAGCAGAAGAGAUAGGCCCAUUUCAUAUUUUGCCAGAUGGGAAGACUCUUUACUUGAAUCCUUAUUCUUGGAACAGAGUUGCCAAUAUUUUGUUUCUCGACUCACCAGUUGGAGUUGGUUUUUCAUAUUCUAAUACAUCAUCUGAUUUGAUGAAUAAUGGUGAUAGGAGGACAGCUAAGGACUCACUUAGAUUUUUGCUGAAUUGGUUUGAGCGCUUCCCCCAGUACAAGGGAAGGGACUUUUACAUUGCGGGAGAAAGCUAUGCAGGGCAUUAUGUUCCUCAGAUCAGUCAAGCCAUUGUGUGGCAUAACCGAGCCAGUCAUGGAAAGCCAAUUAAUCUGAAGGGCUAUAUGGUGGGCAAUGCCCUAACUGAUGAUUACCAUGACCACUUAGGAAUAUUCCAGUUCAUGUGGUCUGUGGGUUUGAUAUCUAGUCAAACAUAUAAGCUACUAAACCUUCACUGUGAUUUCGAUUCAUUUAUUCACUCCUCCAGUUCUUGUGAUAACACUCUUGAAAUUGCUGCAAAAGAAUAUGGAAAUAUUGACCUAUAUAGCAUCUUCACACCACCAUGCCCGCAGAGUGUCACCCAAUCAAAUCAGCUUCUAAAGAGAAUGCGUAUGGCUGGUCGAGUGAACCAGAAGUAUGAUCCUUGCACUGAGAGGCAUUCUGAAGUGUACUUCAAUCAGCCUGAAGUUCAAAAAGCACUCCAUGUUAUUCCAGACGUUGCUCCAUCCAAGUGGGAGACAUGCAGUGAUUUGGUAAAUACUAACUGGAAGGAUUCGCCUUCAACAGUGCUGGACAUCUAUCGUGAGCUUAUUCAUUCGGGACUUCGGAUAUGGGUUUUCAGUGGCGAUACUGAUGCUGUUAUCCCAAUUACAUCCACUCGAUACACUAUAGAUGCUCUUAAGCUUCCGGCUAUGAGUCCUUGGCGUGCUUGGUAUGAUGAUGGACAGGUGGGAGGCUGGACUCAGGAGUACGCCGGACUGACCUUUGCUUCCGUGAGAGGAGCAGGCCAUGAAGUACCUCUGCAUAAACCUAAAUUGGCUCUGAAACUUGUUACAUCAUUCUUAUCUGGAACCUCAUUGCCAACUCCUGAACAAGUUAGUGUCAUUUGAAGUUUCCUCUGAUUCAAAUGAUGCAAGAGGAAUCAAAAGAUUUCUCGAUUUUUGACUUGGGAAUCCGAAGAUUUUCUCGGAAGUUAUUUGCUGUCGGGCUGAGUUGAUUUGUUUUUAGAACACAUAAAGAUUUUCUCAGAAUCAUUGUUGGGAAAUGCAUUGCUGCUUGAGUUCAGAAGUAUUAUAUGAAAUUCAUGGGAAAUGUUAGAAUUUGUAAGGAUCUAUCAGAUUUUGAAUUACCAUUUU
Messenger RNA from Carica papaya (papaya), 1904 nucleotides. It is a transcript of the gene SCPL29, whose product is annotated as serine carboxypeptidase-like 29. Gene Ontology annotation, molecular function: serine-type carboxypeptidase activity. The record is from RefSeq and is a predicted model, not a curated record. Gene Ontology annotation, biological process: proteolysis. Lineage: Eukaryota; Viridiplantae; Streptophyta; Magnoliopsida; Brassicales; Caricaceae. Gene Ontology annotation, cellular component: vacuole.